This is a messenger RNA of Thunnus maccoyii (southern bluefin tuna), 2058 nucleotides long. It is a transcript of the gene sdf2, whose product is annotated as stromal cell-derived factor 2. The transcript has 3 exons. The record is from RefSeq and is a predicted model, not a curated record. Lineage: Eukaryota; Metazoa; Chordata; Actinopteri; Scombriformes; Scombridae. The coding region runs from base 280 to 963 and encodes 227 amino acids.
UAACAACAUAUAACAAAACACAUAGAUAAGACUGCACAAUUUAGCCACUGGUAAUAUUUAAUAGAGAUACUGUCAUAUUAUCACAAAAAAUAGAAAUAAACCACAGCGACGCCAAAUAAACCCCAAAAUAAACCAAUACAUAGUCGGAUCCCUGCAGUGACCACUCCGCGCCGCUAGAGGCACUGUUCGUGUGGCUUCACGUUGGCAUACUGUACCGCUUUACUGACGUAGCGAAAAAUAAUACAAAUCUGAGAGAGGCAGCUCGGUUUUGUAGUAGGAAUGGGUCACUUAAACGGCGCUGUUCUGCCACGCUUUGCACUUUCCACCUUUUUAUUAUUGUUAUCCUGUAUAUUUGGGCUGUCAGCCGGUACGGAGCUGAGUUUUGUGACAUGCGGGUCAGUUAUUAAACUGUUAAAUAUAAAGCACAAUGUGAGACUACACUCGCACGACGUACGCUACGGGUCCGGUAGCGGGCAGCAAUCUGUAACAGGAGUGACUGCAGUGGAAGACAGUAACAGCUACUGGAGUGUUCGUGGGACAAGUGACACCUUGUGCCAUCGGGGUACCCCAGUCAAGUGUGGGCAGACAAUCCGUCUCACUCAUGUCAACACAGGCCGUAACCUGCACAGCCACUACUUUGCCUCCCCGCUCUCCUCUAAUCAGGAGGUGAGUGCAUUCGGUGAAGAGGGGGAAGGGGACCACCUGGACGAGUGGACAGUUCAGUGCGGGGGAUCCGUAUGGAAGCGCGAGGAGGCCGUCCACUUUCGUCACAAGGCCACUGACGCAUUACUGGCCGUGACAGGGGAGCAGUAUGGACGGCCGAUCCAUGGUCAGAGAGAAGUUCACGCCAUGUCGAACCCCAGCCAGCACAGCCUGUGGAAGGCCAUGGAGGGCAUCUUCAUGAAGCCCAGCGAGAGCCCGGCAGGGAGCCGAGACUACAGUCACUCACACACAGAGUUCUGAGCUUCACGUUUCUUCUCUGCUUCUGUCUCUUCCCAUUUUCCUCCCUGUCUACCUCUGUUUUCCUACCUCUGUCUCAAAUUACAUCUGCACCAGCAGCCUUCAAAUCUGUCUCUUACCCCACUUUUCUUCUCGCAUUUUUCUCUCAUAAACCUUUGUCUGUCAUCUUUUGAGGACAAAGUCUAUCAUGGAUCAGAGUACAACUACUUCAUUUUAUCAAUCAUUAUCAACUUCAAACAGUCAUUGUGUUUUAAAUUUAAUGUUAACAGACAAAAUAUCUGUGGACAUUAAUUUGGAAACACUAUCGCAUCCUUGAAGUUUCAGCAGCUGCAAUACUUGAAUAGUACUGUAGUUUGCCUUGACAGGUACAAGAAGAAGUAAAGUUACUAUAAAAGCUGUUUGACUGUAUAAAGACUCAUCUUUAUUAUAGUCUGUGACACUUUACAUCUAAGAAGAGGUGCUCCUCUCAGCUGUUAUUUAUUGUUGAAUAACUUCCAUCAGCAGUCACACUACAACACAGAAGGCAGCACAGUUUUUGCAGAUCAGUACAUUUAAGUCAACAAGGGAGUUUUGUGUUUUGUUGGACUCAAUCGAAAAUGCAUUGUUACACGUGUGCCUUUAUCCUGUUUUAAAAUGUAGUAGGUGUUUACAUUGUGGAGCCUUUUAAACUUUUGGAAACAAGAAUUUUAUUGUGUUUUUACAGUAUUUGUAAGCCAUAUUAUACUCAGACAGCGGAGGAACAGUGUUAAUUUCUCUUUUUUUUUUCUUUAAGUCAGAUUCAGUAUUGUUAUAAAUUAUUCCUACUCUAACUGACAUGAGAGAAUAAUCAGUCUUGUAUGUGGAGGAUCUGUUUAGCCUGAAUAAACACCCUUUUAGCAGACAUGGUUCUUCUACAACCGUGACUAAGCAGAAAUCCACAUGCCUUAUUUGAAUUUACAUCAUUGAACUGGAUUCUUGUUGUCAUUGUUUGAUCAGUUUCCAGGUGUUUUACAUUCAUGCUGUCUCUGCAUGCUUACAUGUUGGAUUAACUCUAUUCAAGAGGUUCAUAUGAGCAACAAAACUGCAAUAAAUACCUCAUAAUAAAUAGAUUUUUAUGCA